UUAAAGGCAAAGCUGCUCUCACUCUGGCCGGAUCUAGCCUAUUUAUAACGCUGCCUGCACUGCAGGCAUUCCAAAACACACAAGAAACUCAAAGCAUCGCAGUCUUGCAGACACGUUUGAGUUCAGGAGCGAGUGCUCAGUCUGCUGUCUGCAGGGGUUUAUUACUUGCUCAUUCAUGUCUGCUUCGCGCAGCAGCCAACGCUUUCGCCACUCCAAGCUCUCACUGUUCGUGGCGCUGGCCACGGUGGUCGCCGCCGCACGGGCUCAGCUGUCGCCGACGUUCUACGCCUCGUCGUGCCCCGCCGCGCUCGUCACCAUCAAGACCGCCGUGAGGGCGGCCGUGCUGCUGGACCGGCGCACGGCCGGCUCCCUGCUCCGGCUCCACUUCCACGACUGCUUCGUGCAGGGCUGCGACGCGUCCGUUCUGCUCGACGACACGGGCAACUUCACCGGGGAGAAGGGCGCGGGCCCGAACGCGGGGUCGCUGAGGGGGUUCGGCGUCAUCGACACCAUCAAGGCCCUGCUGGAGGCGCUGUGCCCGCGCACCGUGUCGUGCGCCGACAUCCUCGCCGUCGCCGCUCGUGACUCUGUCGUCGCGCUUGGAGGGCCAUCGUGGACGGUGCCGCUCGGCAGGAGGGACUCCACCACGGCGAGCCUCUCCACCGCGAACACCGACCUCCCCUCUCCGGCGUCCAGCCUCAGCACCCUGCUCGCCGCGUUCGCCAGGAAAGGCCUGAGCAGCACCGACAUGGUCGCUCUGUCUGGAGCCCACACGAUGGGGCAGGCGCAGUGCCAGAACUACCGGGGCAGGAUCUACAACGACACCGACAUCAACGCCGCCUUCGCGGCGUCGCUGAGGGCCGGCUGCCCGGCGGCCGGCGGCGGCGGCGCGAGCGCGCCGCUCGACGCGACCUCGCCGAACGCGUUCGACAACGCGUACUAUGGUAACCUGGUCGCGCAGCGCGGGCUGCUGCACUCCGACCAGGAGCUGUUCAAUGGCGGCUCCACGGACGCCCUGGUCAGGAGCUACGCGGCAAGCCCGGCACAGUUCAGUAGCGACUUCGCGGCGGGCAUGGUGAGGAUGAGCGGCAUUGGUGUCCUGACUGGGAGCAGCGGGCAGAUCCGGCGCAACUGUCGGAGGGUGAACUAGCUACCAGAAACGAAGUAUACGGCAGCAUUGCGAGUAUCAUCAACUGCAAUUUUUUGUUGGGGUCCGCCGCGUGCACUUUUUUAUUUGUAACGUAUGAAUGUAUAUGAUCAUAAAGACUAUAGCCCCCUUAUAUACAACGCGGGGUUUCCCACCAAAUCAUAUGGGAAUUAAAAUUAUCCUGUAAAGAUAUCGUAAAACUUCUAUGAAAUUCUCCAUUCGAAAGAGGGCCUUAGUGUGAAAAUAAAUUGUGUAUUUGAUCAUGUUUAAAAGUAAGAACGAUUAUGGGGAAUCAAGUGAUGUUAAUUGCGUGCA
This is a messenger RNA of Setaria italica (foxtail millet), 1462 nucleotides long. Its product is annotated as peroxidase 70. Gene Ontology annotation, molecular function: heme binding; peroxidase activity. The transcript has 4 exons. The record is from RefSeq and is a predicted model, not a curated record. NCBI's taxonomy places the organism in Eukaryota, Viridiplantae, Streptophyta, Magnoliopsida, Poales, Poaceae. Gene Ontology annotation, biological process: response to oxidative stress; hydrogen peroxide catabolic process. The coding region runs from base 176 to 1150 and encodes 324 amino acids.